UAUGGCAAAGGCAACGAGCGUUUGUUCUCGACGUAAACUUGUAAUUUUUGCCAGCGAAUUAGCCAGCGCAAUUGGACGGCAUAGAUAUCAAUCCAGAGAAGAAACAUUUCAGCGAGUCUGGCUUCGAUCGCAUCAGCAAUCAUUCGUUUUUGCGUUUGCUUUGAGGUUUCAAAGCGACGUUCGUCCAAUCUUGGCAGUUUCUGAAGAAUUGUUGAUUCAGUUUCCAUCUUUGGAAAAAGAAGACGACCCCGUCGAUUUUGCUUCCGCUGUUAGAAAGGUAAUCUGCGACAUGUCUUUCAGAAGAUUGUACGGGCAAAUUCUGAAUUUUCUGAAAGCAAAGUUGUUGAAGAACGAGAAAGAAGAACAAAUCCUCGAGUCAGCAAAAGUGAUCGAACGUGUUACAACCGAGGUGAAGACACUUUGUGAGAACGAAAAAAAACUCGUGGAAUCUGCCGUGAAAGAGAUUUGUGACAAACAAGGGAUCAACACGAAGGAAGUUGUCAAAGCAGUGGAGUCCAAAAUUACCAAGGAUCGCGGAACAAAAUUGGAGGAAAAAGCUGUGCAAGAUUUUGAGAAAGUGAAAGGGAUCGAGAUCGAACGUCCGAUCGCACCUCAUCUGUUCUACCAGGAUAUGGAGUACAACGGAAUACAGUGGAGUGUAUGCGGUAAAGUGGAUGCCGAGACAGAAGAUAGCGUUAUUGAAGUUAAAAACAGAAGAAACCGAUUUAUGUGCCCAGAGUAUGAUUACAUACAGCUUCAAACAUACCUAUUCAUAAGGGGUAAGUCUAAGGGUGUCUUACUGGAGAGAUUGAAAGGUGAAAACAAAGAAACCUGCUUUGAAUUUGAUCAUGAGCACUGGGAAGAAGUGACCAUUGACUUGGCUGAGUUUGUUGCUGAAUUGUCAGAUGCCAUGAACAUGAGUAAACAGGCCUUGUAUGGGUAUACAUCACCAAAGAAACGAGGGCAUGAUCAAGUGGCUGUGGUUAACGAACAAGCUUGUAACCAGGACACAGAUGAGGGGCAAGUGAAGAAGACUGCUGUGGAAAAAGUGGAAGAGGCUACCACAGUUAUCGAAAUACAGGAUAAUAAUGAAUAGAGACAUUUGAGAAAACAGACCUCCCUCCUUAUAACAAAUUUCUAAGUCAUCUGAGUAAAAGUUGAACUGUGUUACAUAGUGUACCACAUCCAAAGAACCUACUUCAUCAUCUCAAUUUUACACACCCUGGCUUCUGCUCAAUAGGGCACUUUCCUUAGAGUGUGAUUCACCUGAUGACUGGGUAAAAGUAAAAUUGAGUGUCAUUAUUAUAGGUUAUAUAAUAGAUUCCAGUAGGAUUUUUUUUGGUUGUGAUUGACCAGCCUUUCUUCAUAAUCGAAAAAAAAAUUAAAUCCAUACUGAUAGAAUUGGUGCAUACCUAAGGAUAAAAAGAUCCUAUUAGGAAUUUCU
This is a messenger RNA of Pocillopora verrucosa, 1444 nucleotides long. RefSeq lists its product as uncharacterized. The record is from RefSeq and is a predicted model, not a curated record. NCBI's taxonomy places the organism in Eukaryota, Metazoa, Cnidaria, Anthozoa, Scleractinia, Pocilloporidae.